Molecule: messenger RNA, 3276 nt
Organism: Dendronephthya gigantea
Lineage: Eukaryota; Metazoa; Cnidaria; Anthozoa; Malacalcyonacea; Nephtheidae
Product: potassium voltage-gated channel protein Shal-like
Exons: 5
Coding region: 385-2202 (605 amino acids)
Biological process (GO): potassium ion transmembrane transport; protein homooligomerization
Cellular component (GO): voltage-gated potassium channel complex; membrane
Molecular function (GO): voltage-gated potassium channel activity; protein binding
Source: RefSeq, a predicted model, not a curated record
GAUGGGUUUUUUGAAUACGCAGCCGGUCAUUUAAGUGCUUGUUGAUAAAAUGCAAAUUUCUUCCAAGCAUCUGUUAACAACAUUCGUCUCAUUCUGGCUAAGAGUGCGUCUUCAAUGUUUGCCGUACGAUAAGAUAUAUAGAAAAGCAGUUUAUAUUGAGACCUACUGUUUCACUAGCCGUUUAUACAAAGCGGGAAAGAAGUGUCGGUGACGUGAAGCUACUAAUAGUCACGAAAUAAUGAGAAAGAUGUUAGAAAGAAAGGAAUAAAGCGUCGUAUGUGUGUAUUUCAAUGGCACCUGUUAUGCGGACGGCGAGCGUUUUACAAUAUGGAUGAAAUCGAUUUACAGUAAGACAAAAAGUAUUCUGGAAAAGUUCAAGCUAAAAUGGCGGCCGAUGUUGGCGCUUGGUUACCGUUUGCAAGAGCUGCGGCAAUCGGAUGGGCUCCUCUCGCUCAAACGCCGAUGCCGCCGGCACCCGAAUCACAACGGGAUGAUGAUAAAAUUAUUAUCAACGUUUCGGGAAGGAAAUUUGAAACGUGGAGAAAUACGCUGGAACGCUACCCGGACACGCUACUGGGCAGUGCGGAGAAAGAGUACUUCCAUGAACCGGAUACAAAUGAAUAUUUCUUUGACAGAGAUCCGGAUUUAUUUCGACAUGUUUUAAAUUAUUAUAGAAACGGUAAACUUCAUUACCCGCGAGGUGAAUGCGUAUCCUCGUUCGAAGACGAACUUAUAUUUUUUGGCAUUUCAGAAGACCACGUACAUGACUGUUGUUGGGAGGAUUUUAGCGAGCGAAAACGGGAGUGCAUCGAACGAGUAUUUGAAGACAAAGCCGACGAGGAAGAGGAAACCGAUACGUCGGAUCUGAACGCACGCGAAAGACUCUGGGUUGCUUUCCAAAACCCCGAGAGCUCGAAAAUAGCUGGCUUUAUGUACUAUGUAACGGGAUUUUUUAUUGCGCUUAGCGUGUUGAGUACUAUAGUCGAGACUUGUCCGUGUAAAUCAGACAAGAAUUGCGGGACGGCGUAUAAGAAGGUGUUCUUUGGAUUGGAGUCGGCCUGUGUGAUAGUGUUUACAGUCGAGUACUUAGCAAGACUCUACGCGGCACCAGAAAGAUUUAAAUUUGCAAGAGAUUUGUUAAGUAUUAUUGAUGUCGUUGCGAUAUUGCCUUUUUACAUUGGACUGUUUAUGCCAGACAAUUCCAUCAGUGGUGCCUUUGUUACGCUGAGAGUGUUCCGAAUUUUUAGGAUUUUCAAAUUCUCACGGCAUUCGAAAGGUUUGCGAAUUCUAGGAUAUACGUUAAAGAGUUGCGCAUCUGAACUCGGAUUUUUGCUAUUCUCACUUUCCAUGGCUAUCAUCAUUUUUGCAACGAUUGUCUACUACGUUGAAAAGGGAGAAAAGGGUACAAAAUUCACGAGCAUUCCUGCAAGCUUCUGGUAUACAAUCGUCACGAUGACCACUUUAGGAUAUGGUGAUAUGGUUCCUCAAACGGUAUUUGGUAAAAUAGUUGGUAGUUUAUGUUCCCUCAGUGGUGUGCUCGUCAUUGCUUUGCCAGUGCCCGUGAUUGUGUCGAAUUUUAGUAGAAUUUAUCUCCAAACUCAACGAGCGGACAAGAGGAAAGCUCAUAAGAAGGCAAAGAUAUCGAUAUCAAAGACAAUGACAGGGACAGCAUUUGUAACUCCUGGCGACGUAACGUCAGUCGCAGUGGGUGCUGGUCUUGAACUUCAAGUGACAUCAAAAGAUAAAGAAAAGUCAAUGUUGGAUAGACAACAUGAACAUCUAAUACGCUGUUUAGAGAAAGCCACAUCACGAUAUUUCACCGAGAUGGAAUACACAUACAACGGUGAACCCUUAGCACAACAAGACCCGAGAAGUUCCUCGUCAUUCUGUACACCUCCUGGAUCACCCCUGGAAUCCACUCUAUCCCUUGCUAGCCCUGACAUACACGUCAAUGAUUGCAAAACGAGUGGUACCAAGCGACGAAUCAAAUCCGAGCCGAUCCGGGGGCCAGCGGACAAUAAGGACAAAAAUGACGUAAAAGGUAAUCAUGUGAGAAAACGUCACACGCAAGAAGACGGCGAUGAGGCAGAGACCUCGGUACUAAUACCCACAGACGAGGAACCUGAGGCGGUCGCUAACCACGUUGGGGAAUCACAAGGCCGUCAUGUACAUCGAAAGAUGUCACGUGAGUCUACUGUAUGAUGACGUCACAUACAAGAAGCUUCAAAUUCGCUAUUUUUGAAGGGAAAAUUGUUUGAAGUUCUAUAUUUUUCAAAAUGGUAGAAUGGCAGGGCUGAUCUUGGUAAAGUAUUAGAUUUAUUUUUAAGUCAUAAAGUAAAUGAAACAGAGAGAACGCGUGCCAUAUCCGCAAGUUACCAAAAAACAAAUGGCGUUAAAACGACAUAACAAAUGGAGCAAAGACGGCAUCCGACGAGAGGAAAAUGUGAAAUAGGAUGAAAAAGAUCCGCAGCAGAAGCAUUGUCUGCGAAAGAAAGCCGUGCCAAAAUACAGACACAGCCGCAACACAAAGUACAUUCAUGAAAAGGAGAACGCCUGGACAAAGACGUUAAUUAAAGAAUUUCCCAGUGUGAUUUAGAGCAUACUUGUCGGAUAUUUUAUCAUGUAGAAGUUUCACGCAGUUUGCUUCGAGACACGCCCUAUCCAAGCUCAAUCGAAUAGAAAAUAAACUUCAGAAUAAGUAUAUAAUCUGGGGAUGUAAAAUGACAUCAUAUCGCGCCAAUCAUCUCUUUACAAAUCAUCGAGAUACAAAUGGAUGCAAAAUCUGUCUGUUGUACGAAGUGGGGCGCAAUUAAUAUAACUAAUUAUAAUAAUGAGCGCUGUGCGCAAGACGAUUUAGAAUUUUUAUUCACUAUAUAAUAGUUUGAUGUAGUAACAAAUUAACGUGAUCUGAUAUUUUAACAGAAAUUCAUGUGCACUAUCAUAAAAAGCCAGGAGCUGGUGGUUUUAAAGCACAUUUACCAACUCAGUUUCAGUUCCAUUAGCCCAAAUAACAAACAGGUCUUAUACAAUAUAUUUAUUAUCAAUAAUUUUCAGCACGUAUAUUUAAUAAAAUUGAUGAAAAGAAAAUAGUUUCAAACGCUUAAAAAAAUUAAAUAUAUCUUAGGUAUUGAAAAGAAAAUGCUGAGAUAUUUAACUUCAAUAGUUAUACUGCAAUAAUAAAUAGCUGUUUACUAAAAGCAGAUAUACGAGAUAACAUAAUCAUGAAUCUAUUUUCUAUUUAAUUGUGUCACUAUAGAUGCAGAUCGUAAAUAAAGA